Molecule: messenger RNA, 2572 nt
Organism: Ictalurus punctatus (channel catfish)
Lineage: Eukaryota; Metazoa; Chordata; Actinopteri; Siluriformes; Ictaluridae
Gene: d2hgdh
Product: D-2-hydroxyglutarate dehydrogenase
Exons: 11
Coding region: 405-1979 (524 amino acids)
Cellular component (GO): mitochondrion
Molecular function (GO): FAD binding; catalytic activity
Source: RefSeq, a predicted model, not a curated record
AGCUAACGUUCAUAUUUAACUGUUUAUAACCGCUGCUGUUGUAUUAACUGGCAUCUGUAUUUAACCAUGUUUUGUGCAGCUAAAAAAGCAAGCCUGCCUUCAAUAAGGUCGAAUUCCAAAUGGCUUUGUGCGAAGACAAUUAUUAACCGCUGGCUACUGUGUUAAGUCCGCCAUAUUGGAAGGGGCAAGGUUGUAACGCAACGCAAAUCUGUAACGAGCUGCGGUUUGUCCCAUUUUAUCAAACUGUUCUACGUUUAUUGUAUGAUUCCGCAAAGUAUGUUGUGCUGGUUUGUCUACUUUAUUACUGUGACUUUAUCGGAAAAUGCGUUUGGCUUGUCAGCCGCCAUAUUGGAACGGAUGAGACUCCCCCCAUAUUGGAAGGGGCAACGCAAGUCUGUUGAGAGAUGCGAUGUUCUGCUAUGGCGGUGUUUCAGAGAUUUCAGCGGCUCCAGACGCUGCAUGUUGCUCCCAGGAGGCUAAAACCACAAACCUGCAACGUGACUGUACACAGAACUGUCACGGAACGGAUCCAGCAGCGACAUGCACACGAUGUUGUCCCAACUCGGCGACCUUUCUCCCGAGUCACAUCUGAUGACCUCAGUUUCUUCAACGACCUUCUCCCAGGAAGAACCAUCACAGACCCGGACAUGUUGGAGUCCUGUAAUGUCGACUGGCUCAAGACUGUGAAAGGUAGUAGUGAGGUUCUGUUACGGCCCAAGACAACAGAAGAGGUCUCUCAGAUCCUCAGGUAUUGCAACAAGAGGAACCUGGCCGUGAGUCCUCAGGGUGGAAACACGGGGCUGGUGGGAGGAAGCGUUCCCGUGUUCGACGAGAUCAUCCUCUCCACUGCACUUAUGAACCGAGUCCUCACCUUCGACAGCAUCUUGGUUAUUUUCACAGGGAUUUUGACGUGUCAGGCGGGCUGCGUGUUGGAGAGCCUGUCUCAAUACGUGGAAGAGCGCGACUUCAUUAUGCCUUUGGAUCUGGGGGCAAAGGGCAGCUGCCACAUCGGGGGCAACGUGUCCACCAAUGCGGGCGGGCUUCGCCUACUGCGCUACGGCUCUCUCAGAGGGACAGUCCUGGGCCUGGAAGUGGUGCUGGCUGACGGCAGGGUUUUGGACUGUCUUGCAAAAUUACGAAAGGACAACACGGGCUACGAUAUGAAGCAGCUCUUCAUCGGUUCCGAGGGAACGCUUGGGGUGGUCACUGCCGUGUCCAUUCUCUGCCCUCGGAAACCCAAAUCUGUAAACGUUGCCUUCUUAGGCUGCUCGAGCUUCCAGAACCUUCUGGAGACGUUUCAGAUUUGCCGCGGGAUGCUGGGAGAAAUCCUCUCGGCGUUCGAGUUCCUAGAUGCGUCAUGCAUGAGCCUUGUGGAGAAACAUCUCAAGCUCACCAACCCCAUCGCUGAGAGCCCUUAUUACAUCGUCAUCGAGACGGCUGGAUCUAAUGCAGCGCACGACGAGGAGAAACUUCACGACUUCCUAGAGAAGGUCACGGCGUCUUCGCUGGUUGCGGACGGUACUGUUGCGACAGAGGAGGCUAAAAUAAAGGCGCUUUGGUCUAUUAGAGAGCGGAUCACCGAGGCUCUAAGGCACGACGGAUACACGUACAAAUACGACGUCUCUCUUCCCCUGGAGAAAAUCUACGAUCUGGUCACUGACAUGAGAGAGCAUCUGGGAAACCAAGCGAAGAACGUAGUGGGCUACGGACAUGUCGGUGACGGCAACCUUCAUUUGAAUGUCACGUCUCCCUCUAAAGACGAAGCGCUCCUGGCAGCCAUUGAGCCGUACGUGUACGAGUGGACGUGGAAGUGGCGGGGAAGCAUCAGCGCCGAACACGGCCUCGGGCUCAAGAAGAGAAACUACAUCUACUACAGUAAAUCCCAGGAAGCCGUACGCCUCAUGAGGGACUUCAAGGCCAUGCUGGACCCCAAAGGGAUUCUCAACCCGUAUAAGACACUUCCUGAUGACGUUCGCUGACUCGUGGAAACGUUUUCACCUUUUUAAUCCUGCGCUGAAAUAAAGGUAUUUUAUCAAUCUGAGAACAUGUCCUUACACGGGCCUGCUCCUUUCAGUCAUUUUAUAACCACUCCCUCACACCGCUUGAGUCCACCCCCCUGCUAACAUGCUAAUGUAACAUUUUAGCACUCCUAAGUGCUUGUAACUAAGGAAAAAAAAGGACAGCGACUGCACGCUCUCAUAGAUCAUUCUCAUGUUAUCAUUAUAAGCCAUGUUUAUGGUGUUACAUAGCACGCUUGAACCACUUGAUCUGGGGGGUGGAGCUUUGUGUACAUGGAUUAAAAUACAUUCGAAUCAUCUUCUGCUCCACCUACUUAACCGUUACAGACUGAAUCUUGACAAAAUGUGAGAAAUAUUACCUUUGACAUGUCAUACUAGCAAAAUUAUUAUUAUUAUUUUUAAAUAUUAUGAAAAUCUUGAGUAUUGUACCUUGAUUGUCAAAUUUUUUUAGUCAACUGUUUUUAUUUUAUUUUUUUUUGCAGUUUGCACACUGCUAAACUGGUAGAUACAUUUGCAUCGUAGCUGUAGCACAAAAUAAACCAAGCACACUUUUU